UACAACUUCAAACCUCAUCCAGUAAACAACUUCCUAUUUUUGUAAAAUUAUUGUCAACAUGUUUUUGCAGGUAUUUUUAAAUAAUGCAAACCUGUCCAGGAAAACAGUAUUUGUUAAUGUUAAGCAAAAUUUUAAUGUGUCUGACCUAAAAUUGGAGCUAUUUAAAAGUGUCAAAAUUCCAGUUCCACGACAAGUAAUCGAGUUUAGCGGUACGAUCCUUACGGAUGAUUUCUUGGUAGCCAAUGCUCACAACAAGAACGGAGUGGACCUUUUCGCCUACGACGGCCAAAAGCUGGUUUGUCGCUUGCGUUUUCGCGACAAAAAGGAGCUUAAGGAGAGUCUCCUCAUCUCAAUGAUGUCUCGGAAUAACGAAAAGCCUCUGGACGCUCAAUCCGAGUUAGUCGGUUCGGCAGAUGGUUCCUCCUCAGCCUCAAGUCCUACUUCAAGCAUCUGUAGCUCCGCCAAGUCAACCCGGAUCCCGGUUUUCGCCUGCGUUCGUCCCUUCGUGAAUGAGCAGAGCUGCGGAGAUUCGUGUCAGGUCAAUUGCUGUGACGAGGGCGGAGUGGGUCGUCCUUCCUACGCCAGGAUCAUGCCGGAGGAUCGGUGGUACGGGGUCGUGAUCACCAACGAGGGCGACCCGUGCGACUGCAACUUCGACUGCGUCCUGCAGCACCUGGUGGAAUCUUUCCAUUCGGCGGUGGAUGUGGCUACGCUCAGUUUCAGCCAGUGCACUCCUGCCGUGUCCUUCGAGUGCUUCCUGCUAAUGGAGUGCCGGGACAGCGACACCAGCGACUGGCUGCAGCGCGCCAUGCGACCUAUGAACCCGCCCUACCUGUGCAGCACCUUCAUAGAGCAUUUCGAACUGGUCAGGUGCUCCUUCGUCGUCCCCAUGGUCGUCGAGCGAGAGCUGUGCCGCAUCUUCCACAUCAUGGAGAAGCAGAACUGCGGCUUGGAUUCGAGUAAAUGGUGCGUCGUUCGAAAGACUGCUCUGGACUCCUGCUCCGAGGACUAUGCAAAGAAGGUAGUCUUCGACGGGUUCCCCAAUUACGAACUGGUUGUUUACAUGGACAACUGCUCGAAGGUCUACAUAGAGAAGCAAUGUGGGAAGCUUUUAUUCUUAAUGUGGCACCUAUCCGUUGACUUUGAUUGAAUUCAAAGGAUACUAUGUUUGCAGAUGUAAUAGUAUGUAUGUCCCUGUUCAAUCCCUGUUUCUGGUUUCAACAACCCGGAGAAUAUGCAAGAUCCUACUUGCUGAAAUCAAGAGAGUUCCUCAAGUCCAUCAUUUCCACCGUGGGCUCUUAUAGACGCUGCUGCUCUUAAUGGUUGUAUCUAUCACGUUUCGGAGAAGCUCAAUAAUUCCUACUUUUUAAGACCUUCGUUCUUGUUAAGCUGGAGACCCAGGCCAAGUACCAUCCGAGCCUUGGUCGAAAUGAAAUGGACGAUAAAUAUAAGCAACCGUUGUCGGAGGCUACUUAGAAUUGGAGGAGGUGAAAGUUAAUGUUAAAAUGAAUAGCGGCUAUUGGUAUAAGCAAUUGCACUGGAUCGAUCGGUGGAGAAAGCCUUAAAGAGAUGUAAAGUAAAAGUCAAAGAAGUAUUACGCUUAGAACGCCGAUUGCUAGUUACACGAAAUGACUUGUUCUUUAAUAAACGAACGUCGCUUUUAUUAAAAUCGAAAACUUGGAUAAA
This is a messenger RNA of Drosophila subpulchrella, 1686 nucleotides long. RefSeq lists its product as uncharacterized. Gene Ontology annotation, molecular function: protein binding. Lineage: Eukaryota; Metazoa; Arthropoda; Insecta; Diptera; Drosophilidae. Bases 59 to 1150 code for a protein of 363 amino acids. The transcript has a single exon. The record is from RefSeq and is a predicted model, not a curated record.